GUUCGACUCUCGACUCAUCGCUGCCAUGCAGAACCCUUUCAGUCGCUCCGCCUCGUCUUUUGAGAGCGCCAAAAAUAUGAAGACUACAAUGGCAACACCAUGACAUCCUACCCCAGCACCCGGCCGGUCUAUCGCAAGACGAGGUUCGUCUGCAUCUCCGACACCCACAAUCAAACACCGAAGCUACCAGCCGGAGAUGUCUUGAUUCACGCGGGAGACCUCACAAAUCAGGGGAGUCUAUCUGAGCUCCAAAAGACAGUCGCGUGGCUGGAAAAGGCAAACUUCGAAGCCAAGAUCGUGGUAGCUGGGAACCACGAUAUCACCUUAGAUUCCCCCUUCUACCAAGAGCACGGCGCCUAUUUCCACAACCAACAGCCCCAAGACCCGCUAGCAUGCCAGGAGCUGCUCAAGUCUUCGCCUACCAUUACUUAUCUCCAACAUGAAACCCGCGAUAUAUACCUGAGUAGCCCUACCGGUCCCCAAACUGUCUUCACUGUCUUUGGCAGCCCAUACUCCCCGGCGCAAGGGAGCUGGGGAUUCCAGUACAAUAAAGAUAGGGCAGCCACAAUCUGGGAUGCCAUCCCACUCAAUGCCAGUGUCGUAGUGACUCACGCGCCACCCUUUGGCCACUGUGACUAUUCUGCCGGGGGACGCUCAAAGGGCUGCGAGGCAUUGCGCAAAGCACUAUGGCGCGUCCGGCCCAUGCUGUCUGUAUGCGGCCAUACACACGAAGGCCGAGGCAUCGAACGCGUGACUUGGAAGAUGGACCUACCUCUCUGUCCAUACCUCGAGGACGGAUACACAUUCUGGGAUGAUCCAGGCGCCGGCACCAACAAGCUCAGCUACAUCGACCUGACGGAGAAGGGAGGCAAGAAGCUGGACAAUUACUAUGAGUCAAAGCAUCAGAGGCAAUUGACUCCCAACCGGGUCUCCUUUUCGCCACCGCCAGAGGGCGCGUCGUUGCCAUCUCCAACGAAGCACUCGAUGCACAGCCACAAGACAGCCCUGGGACGAGCACGGUGCCGCUCGAAUCCGAACAGGAAGAAGUCAUCGUCGCGGUCUCGUUCACGCAGUCGAUCUCGGAGACGCGCUGUACCUGGAAAGGACGCUAGAACGAGGGAUAUUACCGCCACCGACGUGAACACGGAUAGCAAGCCUGCAACAGAAGCUCGAGGUCGACAGCCAUCGAACGAGGUCUCAGCGCUCGAAGAAUGGUAUUCGCGUCUCGAUGGACUCAACAUAUCCGCAAUGGCAGGCAGAGAGGGCAAGAAGGAGACAUGUAUCAUCAACGCGGCCAUCUGUGGUACAAGCUGGGGCCAGGGGCCGAGAAAGUUCAACAAGCCGAUUGUUGUCGACCUCGACCUCCCGGUCUGGGACGGUGCGCCCACGCUGAAUUCGAAUCUAUCUACUGCACCGCCCUGAAGCUUGCCGUACGUCAAUUGAGGCUGUUAUUCCUACCUACCUACAAAAAUAGCUAGAUACCUAAUACCUACUAAAUAAGCGAAGGG
This is a messenger RNA of Pseudovirgaria hyperparasitica, 1508 nucleotides long. RefSeq names its product Metallo-dependent phosphatase. Gene Ontology annotation, molecular function: hydrolase activity. Lineage: Eukaryota; Fungi; Ascomycota; Dothideomycetes; Acrospermales; Acrospermaceae. The coding region runs from base 100 to 1422 and encodes 440 amino acids. The transcript has 2 exons. The record is from RefSeq and is a predicted model, not a curated record.